This is a messenger RNA of Staurois parvus, 1714 nucleotides long. Lineage: Eukaryota; Metazoa; Chordata; Amphibia; Anura; Ranidae. The record is from the annotation of a GenBank genome assembly.
AUGGAAGACCAGAAGAAAGCAGACAUUGUGAAGAUGAGACCAGGGAGGAGUCCCAGCCCUCGCAAUGCUUGGGAUUGCACGCAAGAAGAUCACAACUACGCCCAACAUUUCCAGAACGGAAUCUUGGAAAAUAUUAAAAUUAAAGAAGAGGAGAAAGAGGAUGAUGAGAUGGUGAUCAUGGUUCGGGUGAAAGAAGAAGAAGUCCCUAUAGAGAUUGGUGCCGAUGGACGUGAAUUGAACAGAUCCUCGGAAGACUUGUCCCCACACACCAAUGCCGACAAUGUGAUGCCAGGUUCUCAUACAGGACUGUACAAUGCUCCUAGUUUUUCCGAUCCUUCUAAUUUUGAGGAAUCUUUUAGAGUCCAUGAUGUUCGCCGGGGAAUUUACAGCGAAGGUAGAAGAGCCAGUUCCUCUAAUCCUGAGGGAUCUUUUAAUGCUCAGUCGCAUAGCUUUCGUUCAGACAUCCGUUCAGGACCGUACGGUGCAGAGGGGUUGGUCAGUCCCUCUGGUUCUGAGCAAUAUCUCCCAGGUAGAUCACAUACCGUUGCUCCAGAUUUGCACCUAGGUGGAUCACCAGACCCUUCCAGUUCUGAGGGAAUUUCUCUCAAGUCUCGUGGUCCAAAAUUUCAGUGCCUAGAAUGUGGGAAAUGUUUAUCCCAAAAAUCUCAUCUCAUGGAACAUUUGAAAGCCCACAAGCGGGAGAAGCCAUAUUCCUGCUCUGCGUGCGGGAAAUGUUUCACGGGACAGGCCAACCUCAACCGCCACAAGAGUGUCCACAGCGGGGAGCACCCGUUCAUCUGCCCUGAGUGUGGCAAGAGCUACGGGACGGUGUCGUGUCUCAAUGAGCACCGUAAAACCCACAGUAACCACACGCCGUUUCCAUGCGCCGAGUGCGGGAAAUGUUUCCCCACAAACUCUGCCCUCCUCCAGCACCAAGACUCUCACACUAGCGAGGGGCCCUUUUCCUGUCCUGAGUGCGGGAAGAGUUACAAACGGAAGUGGGAGCUUCUUAAGCACCAGAAGGUUCACACGGGAGAGAAGCCCUUCUCCUGUACAGAGUGUGGGAAAAGUUUUGUCUGGAAGUUUGCGCUGAACACGCACCUGAGGCGGGUUCACUCUGCAGAGGGAACGUUCCUGUGCACCAUAUGUGGUAAGCUUUACCCAUGUCGGGCCCGGCUUGUAGAACACCAGAAGAUCCACUCGGGGGAGAAACCGUAUUCCUGCGCGGAGUGUGACAAGCCAUUCUCCUCCCGGUCAGAACUGGUGCACCACCAGAGGACCCACACUGGAGACAAGUCCUACCAGUGCUUGGAGUGUGGCAAGUCCUUCACGUGGACAUUCCAGCUCCGAACCCACCAGCGCAUUCAUACUGGGGAAAAAACCGUUCUCCUGCUCUGACUGCGGCAAGAGCUUCACGCUGAUGGCGCUGCUCCGGAGACACCAAAAACACCACACCGGCGACAAGCCCUACUCCUGCUCGGAGUGCGGCAAGCGGUUCAUCACCAGGGCCGAGCUCAUUGUUCACGAGAGGGUCCACCGGGGUGAGAAGCCCUUCCCGUGUCCGCAGUGUGGCAAGUGCUUCACCCAGCGCUCGCAGCUGCAGACGCACCAGCGCAUUCAUACGGAUGAAAAGCCGUAUGCCUGCACGGUGUGCGGGAGGUGUUUCGGACGGAAGUCCCAUCUGGAUAAACACCAGAGAACUCAUACUCGCUGA